CAUUUCACGUUACGUUACCAGUUCGCACGCGACAGCCGAGGUGUCUGGUACACUUAUUUUAAGCGUUUUUCUGAAAGGAAUUAUUUCUCAGGCAAAAGAAAUAAUGCGGCAUGUACUGCUUUUGCUCCUUGGAGCUCAUCUUGCCUAUGCUGGAACACACUCUCUGAGAUACUUCUACACUGGUGUGUCUGGAGACAUUGACUUCCCAGAGUUCACAGCGGUUGGUCUGGUAGAUGAAGAGCAGUUUACGUACUUUGACAGCAACACAAAGAGAACUGUGCCAAAGACAGAGUGGAUCAGACAGAAUGUGGAAGCAGAUUACUGGGACGGAGUGACUCAGACUUUCACUGGCACACAUCCAACCUUCAAAGUCGACAUCCAGACCCUAAAGGGACGCUUCAACCAGUCAGCAGGUGUUCACUCGUGGCAGAUGAUGUGUGGCUGUGAGCUGAAUGAUGAUGGCACCAAACGAGGAUACUGGCAGUAUGGUUAUGAUGGAGAGGACUAUGUAAGCUUUGAUAAGAGCACCCUCACCUGGACCGCUGCUAAAGAUCAAGCUAUGAUUACCAAACAUAAAUGGGAUGCUGAUAAAGCCUUUGGAGAGUACAAUAAAGGAUAUCUGGAGAACACAUGCAUAGAGUGGCUGCAGAAGUAUGUGAGCUAUGGGAAGGACACUCUGGAGAGAAAAGUUUCUCCUCAGGUGUCUCUGCUGCAGAAGUCUUCCUCGUCUUCAGUCUCGUGUCAUGCUACAGGUUUUUACCCCAGUGGAGUAACAAUCAGCUGGAUGAGAAACGGACAAGAUCAUAUUGAGGAUGUGGUUCUUGGACAACUUAUUCCCAAUGAGGACGGGACCUUUCAGGUGACGAGCACCAUCACAGUUACACCUGAUGAGCUGAAGAACAACAAGUUCAGCUGCGUGGUGGAGCAUCAGGGCAAAACCAUCAGCAGCAUUCUGACGGAGGACAAGAUCAAAACUAACUACGAUUCUUCAGCUUCUGUCCCCAUCGGCAUCAUUCUUGGUGCUGCUGCUGGUGUCCUCCUGUUGAUUGUCUCUGGUGUUGCUGGGUAUAAGGUCUAUCAGAAAAAGAAAGGCUUUAAACCUGUCAAUGCUUCUGAUGAUGGUUCAAACAGCUCAGCUCAUUCAGAUCCAAAACCAUAAAGAUGAGACCAGAUGAGUGCAAGAGAUGAAGUAAAAAUGAUGCUUAUCCUGCUGUCCAUCGUGCUUAUAACACACAAACACACACAUUCUCUCACACACACACACACACACGGGAUCAUAGAUUUCAGUGACAGGAUUGAUUUAUAUUAGGGUUCAACAUUAAUUACAUCUGCAAAGUUUUUGUUUCAUCACACUUUAUGCUCAUCUUCUGUUUUUCUUUAAUUGUUUGAACUUGUUCAUUUUAAGAUGACACGUUGAUCUCAGAACUUAAUUGUAAAAUGUAUAUAUUUCUCUUUGCUGACAAAACCAGAGAAAACCAAGAAUGCAAAUAAUUGAUUUGCAAGUUUGAUCAAUUUGCAGGAUUUGUGAUAUCAGUACUGACUGUGAAAAAAGAGAAACUUGUGAAUGUGUU
This is a messenger RNA of Sinocyclocheilus grahami, 1571 nucleotides long. RefSeq names its product BOLA class I histocompatibility antigen, alpha chain BL3-7-like. The transcript has 8 exons. Lineage: Eukaryota; Metazoa; Chordata; Actinopteri; Cypriniformes; Cyprinidae. The record is from RefSeq and is a predicted model, not a curated record. Bases 104 to 1159 code for a protein of 351 amino acids. Gene Ontology annotation, cellular component: external side of plasma membrane. Gene Ontology annotation, biological process: immune response.